UACUAAAAACAUAACCUCAAAUCUGGACUAUUAUGUCAAAUUGGGCUUAUCUAUAUAUAUACCUAUGGUGAAUUCUAAUGCAAAUAAUUUUUGCAAUAAAUAAAUUCAUAUCUUACUUAAAGUUUGAUAUAAAAAUGAGUAAGUGUGUUAAUGAGAAAACUUAAAGUAUUGUACAAACAAAAAAAUGAACGUUAACCUAAUAAGAAAAAUUGUAAGAACAAGACCUACAAAUAUAUUCUUUCUGAGAUGGAAUAGCUCAGAGAAAAAAAUAGCUACAUACGAUCCCUUUUACGCCAAACCAAAGAAGACAAAAGAAACUUACCUAGAGGUUAUUACUAUUUUCGAAAACCAAGACACAAGGCGGCGGGGACACGUAGAGUUUAUUUACGCUGCUCUAAGUAGAAUGAAGGAAUUCGGCGUUCAAAAGGACUUGGAAGUUUAUAAAGCCCUGGUCGAUGUUCUGCCUAAAGGGAAAUUUAUACCUACUAACAUAUUUCAGGCAGAAUUUAUGCAUUAUCCAAAACAACAACAAUGUGCUGUGGACUUGUUGGAACAGAUGGAGGAUAACGGUGUAAUACCAGACUCAGAAUUGGAGCAGAUGUUAUUAAACAUAUUUGGUCGAAGAGGAAUACCAUUGCGUAAGUUCUGGCGCAUGAUGUACUGGAUGCCGAAGUUCAAAAACCUUAGUCCAUGGCACCUGCCUGAGCAGCUUCCUGGUGAUACAUUAGAACUGGCUAGACUUGCUAUACAAAGGAUAACAUCAGUGGACCCAAAUACAAAGAUAAAUACUUGGCAGACAGAAGAAAUUGAAGCCUCACUGGAUAAAACAUGGAUUAUAAGUGCACAAAGUAUAACACAGCAAAUACUCUUGGCAGAACAGCCACCAACUGAACCGUUGGUUAUAAAAGGCCCAUUUGAUGUGUAUCUGAGAGACCAUGUUGUCACAUACUUUUUAUUGUUAGGAAAAAUUCGUCCGGAUUAUAAAGAUGAAUCAGAUACAGAUGAUGUUUCAGAUAUGCCAAGGCCACCAGGAAUACCGGGUGUAAUAGGAAAAGUGACACUACCCCAAGUCAAAAGUACAAUACAUGAACAAGAUGAUGGUACAAUAGUAGCUGUCUGUGCUACAGGGACAUCAUCCAGAGAUUCUCUGCUAUCUUGGAUAAGGUUACUAGAAAAAAAUAAUAAUCCACUUUUAUCAAGUAUACCAGUUAUAUUUACGCUUGUGGCGCCGCCUAGUGAUGUAUCUUUGUAUGAAACUCAACCUGCCACACAGAAUGACAAAAUUGAAUUUAAGGAAUGAAACACACUAUUAGUAAAAUAAUUCUACAGAAGAACAAUAUUAAUUUCAAUGGUUUUCUAGUUAAUGCUUACGAAAUGACUAGCUAGCUAGCCCUUAGAGCUAUCUAAUAUAUUAUAAAAAAAAACUGUGGUUACUUUUCAAGAGAUCUAUUAAUAAAAAUGUUUCUGUUAAAAUUAUUUUAUUUACAUUUUUACACUUUAUGUAUUAUACUAAAAUUAUGUGUACAACAUAAUUUUAUUUAAAUUACACAUGUGGUCACCACAAACAUAAUAUAUGUCUAACUGUGUUUCCAAAUGGAUACAGUGUAGCUGUUUGGUGGUA
This is a messenger RNA of Pararge aegeria (speckled wood butterfly), 1621 nucleotides long. It is a transcript of the gene ECSIT, whose product is annotated as evolutionarily conserved signaling intermediate in Toll pathway, mitochondrial. Gene Ontology annotation, cellular component: mitochondrion. Bases 185 to 1300 code for a protein of 371 amino acids. NCBI's taxonomy places the organism in Eukaryota, Metazoa, Arthropoda, Insecta, Lepidoptera, Nymphalidae. The record is from RefSeq and is a predicted model, not a curated record. The transcript has 5 exons.